AUGGCUAGCUGCGCGUUACCGACGGACGAAGAGAUAAGCGGAACCUUUUCGGCUCGUCCAUCGGGUGACCACACCGGAGGGCACUGGACAAUGGAAUUCACGGCAUGGAAACCCAGCAAGUUGGCUGAAGAAGACACAUUUGACUCCAGUGAGCAUGUUGCAGUUUAUCGAUUGGGAAAUGGAGUUAGUUUUUUGUCUCAAGCAGCAGCGCGUAAGAACGCAGAAGAAAAGAGAAUGGACCAGUCCACCUUGAUGGAUGGCGCUGAGCAGAAUAGUUGCAGUGGGUCAGAGUUCAGAACCAACGACGCCGUGCGACCCGCUUUUGCAGCCAGUCCAACGGAUUCUUCAAGUCUGCACACCGUUGAAGUUAUCUUUUUCGGUGUUUAUAGAUAA
This is a messenger RNA of Glarea lozoyensis ATCC 20868, 393 nucleotides long. RefSeq lists its product as uncharacterized. The coding region runs from base 1 to 393 and encodes 130 amino acids. The transcript has a single exon. The record is from RefSeq and is a predicted model, not a curated record. NCBI's taxonomy places the organism in Eukaryota, Fungi, Ascomycota, Leotiomycetes, Helotiales, Helotiaceae.